GCGGGCCGGCGGGAGGGCGGCCCAGCGGGCCUGGCCGAGGGACGAGGCCGGGAGGGGAGGCGCGGGGGGAGGGCGCGGGUGGGGUCUGGCUGUGACGGAUGGGACAGAUGCGAUUGAAUCUUUCAGAAAAGGGGGGGCCCCGCCGCACCGGCCCGGCUUUAGCCCGCCGCGGUUGGUGCGCUGCUGACAGCCGCCGCGCCCUGCCGCAAGCCCCGGUGGUUCCCGGAGCGCCCGUCGCGGGCGAGCGGCAGCCGCUGGCCCCGGGGCUGGGGGGAGGCGGGCAGCGAGCCGGGCGUGGAGCGCCGUAACUGGCGGAGCGCGUUUCCCUCGCUCGGCAGGCAGCGCCGCGCCGGCGGCGGGCGGGGAGCCUCGGCGGCGCUCGGCCCGGUGAGAGGAGCUGCCCGGCGGGAGGUCGGCGCUGAGCGCGGUGGGCGCCCCCCGAGGGACCGGCCGUGCCGCAGCGCCAUGCCCGCCGCUCGCCUCUGGCGAUUGCCCACCCUCCUGCUGCUGCUGCUCGCCGCCCGCGCCGCCACCGCCGAGGGCGACGGCUCCCUGCGCCCGCCGGGCCUGGGCAGGCAGAGCCCGGCGGCGGCGGACGCCGUGCCGCAGACGGCCGGGACCCCCGGGCUGCGCGGCGCCGAGCCCAACGCCUCGCGGCCGGCCACGCUGCCCAGGGGCGGGGGGGCCGCCGGCGGGAGGCCGCGCUCGGCCUCGCCCCCAAUGUGCACGGGGCAGACGGAGAUCAAGGAGACUUUCAAGUACAUCAACACCGUGGUGUCCUGCCUCGUCUUCGUGCUGGGCAUCAUCGGCAACUCCACGCUGCUGCGCAUCAUCUACAAGAACAAGUGCAUGAGGAACGGGCCCAACAUCCUCAUCGCCAGCCUGGCCCUGGGGGACCUGCUCCACAUCAUCAUCGACAUCCCCAUCAAUGUCUACAAGCUACUUGCAGAGGACUGGCCCUUUGGAGUUGAAAUGUGCAAAUUAGUACCCUUCAUUCAAAAGGCAUCCGUGGGCAUCACAGUCCUGAGUUUGUGUGCCCUCAGUAUAGAUAGGUAUCGAGCAGUUGCUUCUUGGAGUCGCAUCAAGGGAAUAGGAGUGCCAAAGUGGACUGCUGUUGAAAUUGUACUGAUCUGGGUUAUAUCAGUGAUAUUAGCUGUUCCAGAAGCUAUAGCAUUUGACAUGAUUACAAUGGAGUACAGAGGAAAGGAUCUUAGAAUUUGCCUGCUUCACCCCACACAAAAAACAUCCUUUAUGAUGUUUUACAAACAAGCUAAAGACUGGUGGCUGUUCAGCUUUUAUUUCUGUUUGCCAUUGGCCAUCACGGCAUUUUUCUAUACUCUGAUGACUUGUGAGAUGUUAAGAAAGAAAAGUGGGAUGCAGAUAGCUUUAAAUGACCACUUGAAACAGAGACGUGAGGUGGCCAAAACUGUGUUCUGUCUGGUGCUUGUUUUUGCCUUGUGUUGGCUGCCACUUCAUUUAAGCAGAAUAUUGAAACUCACUAUUUAUGAUCAGAAAGACCCAAAUAGAUGUGAACUUUUAAGCUUUUUUCUUGUGAUGGACUACAUUGGUAUUAAUAUGGCUUCCCUGAAUUCCUGCAUCAAUCCUAUAGCUUUGUAUUUAGUGAGCAAAAGAUUCCAGAACUGCUUUAAGUCAUGUUUGUGUUGCUGGUGCCAAUCCAAAGAUCUGUUGUCCCUGGAGGAAAGGCAGUCCUGUUUAAAGUUCAAAGCUAAUGAUCACGGAUAUGAUAAUUUCCGUUCCAGUAACAAGUACAGUUCUUCAUAAAACAGGCAUAAAAGGUAUAUUCUCUUAAACUAAUGCUGGUGCCUUUUUGAGUAAGAGUGGCAAUUACUUUUGAUAGGAGAAAAGAACCUUUAGAAAAAUCGUUUUGUGUUUGCACAAAAAAGGAAAUCAUAAAUAAUAAUUGCCCAAAAUCUGUGUAACUUUCAAAAUCACAGACAUUUGUAAAAUGGUCAUUUAUAGAACAUGAAGAAAAACAUAGAAAUAACAGGUCAUUGUUAGCACUUGAAUACUUCUGAAUCAGCACUUCCAAAUGAUCCCCACUUCCUGUAUAUUAAACAAUCAUUUGUAUUAACUAUAACAGUUGUAGGAACUGGAGUUACAGUAAUUAGUAAGUAGUAUAAUAUAACUUUAAUUGGAUCAAUGCCAGUAUUAUAUAUAACUCCACACAUUAUCUUUUAUAAAGCAGAUUAACAACCAUCACUAUUGUUUUUAAAAAAUAAAACCCAAAAUAUUUUGUAAUACAGAUUUAAAUAUAAAAAAGUAGACUUUUUACUGGGGUAUUGUAGAGGUAGCUAAUAAAAAUAUUAAAGGCUGCAGUUGCAAGUGCAUUGCACUUUGAUGAUUGUUUUUACCUACUAUUUUUACAAGGAACUUGCAAGACCUCUAUAAAUACCAUUCUGUCACCAGUUUGUAUGUUCAGUGCAUUUGGCAGCACUUUGGAUAUGAUCACUAUUUCACUGUCUCCAUGUUAUCUGUGUUUCAUAUGACAGCAGAGGAGAGAAAAACACUUAAAAGCAAAUGCGUAUAGUCAUAGAACUGCAGAAACUAUGGCUAAUAUUGGAAACUAGCUAUUUUUAACUGAAAACAAAUUGGUUGUGUCCCUUGUUGACUGUGGGCAUUUGAGAACCUGAUGACUGUUUACUCAAGAUUCUUUUGCAAUAAAUUACAACUGUUGCAAUCCAAAUACUGUUUUGGGGCAAAAUCCUUUAGAAAUAGCAGAUAGUACAAAAUGUAACAAAGCAAAACAGAGGGAGACAGUGAAUUUGAAGUUCUAUUUGCAUUUAGAUUUUAAUCUUCAUAAAGAAAAUAAUUCACAGACUGUACUUCUAAGAAACAGUACUAUGUAGCACACUAGUCUUCAUACUCUUUCAGGAUAUGCUUUACUUCUGUAGUUCCAUGCUUAUGGGCUUAAGAAGGUGUGUGAUUAUUUUCUGCUUCUGUAAAUAGUUUAGUGAAGCAUAAUAAAUUGUAAAGUAUUAAAAUAUGGGCAGGACCCUGUAAGAAAACGGAAAGGUAAAGAUGCCUGUAGUAAACAUGAUGCUUAUUGCCGGGAGCAAUUCACAUUUUGUACAUACGUGACAGGUCAUUCUUUGGCUUUUCAUUUCCUACUAAUUUGUUGCAGAUGUCCCCAAAGACUUAUUAACAUAUUUUGUGCACUAAGGCAUGAGAUUUUCAAGAAAAAAUAUCAUAUAACAUGCUUUUUUAAAAGCAGUGUUUUCAGUAGACAUGAUAUCUUAUUAUAAUAGAAAUAUUUAUCAAAACUCAGGAAUUUUUUUAAUUUCCAAAUUUCAUAUGUAAGGAUUUUUACCUUUUUAUCAGCCUUGAUUAACUUCAGAUAUUUUUUAAUCAAGUGCCUUAAAUAUGCUCAGGUUGAAAACAGGUUUCACAAAAUCUUCAGCUGGUGUUGCCUGGAAUGAGGAUCAUCUCACCUGACUUUAGGCAUCUACAGCAUACCUUGUAGACACCUAAAAAUAGGUAAGGUGAACCCCAUUUCUGGUAUUGCCCCAUCAAAAGCUAAUGACUCUAUGCCUGUAUAAACAAGCUGAGGACCUAUGCACAUGCAUUGGAGCAUGUGCAUGUGUGUGUAUGUAAGUGUGUGUGCAAGUGUGUAUGUUUUCUACCAUUAGGUUGCUGUUACCAUCUUUCUGUAGCACAUACACCGAACUGCUAAAAUGCUAAACUUUUAUGAAUAUAAAUCUACUUAAAGUUUUGUUCAUUAAAUUUUUACCAAGAAAAUAAGUCACAAUGAUGUUCUUUGCCAGUUCCUAAAUUGUUAAGUAGAAGUUUAGGAUUUUAAAUGAAAUUAAUUCAUUUUCUUCUAUCCAGGAAGGUAAUAAUUGACUAGUUUGACUAUAAAAAUAUUAAUCAUACUUGUUUACACAAUAACUUUCUCAUGGUAAGCCGUGAAUAUCACUCCACUUCACCCUGCCUGCAGGUAUUUCUGUGAAAUGCAUUUCAUCUAUUAAGAAUGGAUAAUCAGUUAAAUCCUAAGUUUGAUACUGGUCAGUGUUAUUUUCCUCAAGUUAUAUCAUUACAAUAUUGUACAUGUAUAUUAUUGUUAUUUUUAUUUAAAAUAUAGCUGUUAUAUUGGCAACCGUGUAACAUACUUUUGUUUUGCCUGGACUAAUUCCCUGUUAAGUCCUCCUAAGUCAGACAUUUAGGUUUUGCAGACGAAGUGCAUAGAUACUGCCUACUUUUCAGGAAUAAUAUAUACUUAUUAGCACACUUUUUUCCGUUUUUUUUUUUUUUCAGUAUUUUUCAAAGCAGUAUUUUUACUGAAGCUCUCAUUUCCUAUAAUAAAAAUUUAAAAAGUAUGCUCUCAUACACUUAGAAGAAUAUACAGGAGAAUUCAGAUGUGCCUAUGUUCUAGCUAGAAUUGAAUCUCUCAUACUGAAGACAGGCAUUCUCAAAAGUCCUCAGUACAGGUUUAUUCCUGAAUCUACUGAAGUAUUCACUUCAAUUGGAGCAGAAUUAGGGUGAAACAUGAGCUUUUUAAAAACACCUGUAUAAGGAUUUUUUUUGACAAAGGAGUUGUCUAGAAAAGUUAGAAAGUAAAAGCUCUUGCAGUAAACAGCCUGUAUAAGGCUAACUAGUUCAGCCUCAAACAGGGGGUUGCGUAUAGCAGAAAAACUGAAGAGGGACAUGUGCAUCUUAUAUAGGAGUUUGGUGCACUUGGUUGGAGUGGUUUGACAUAAAGGAAGUGUCAUCAGGCCCAGUGGCCUGAAGAGUUAACACAGAAUGGCUUGAGAUGAAAAAAUAAAAUGAACUACAGGACAUCUCUGAGUUUUGGCCUUCAGAUAAUGGUUAGAUUUUACUUCCUCAGCCGCUCUGAAUUCUGUCUGCAUACAAUGCUCUGAGAAUUCAGAGAGGGAAUUUCAGACUGGGUGGACUGAACUGAUAACACUGGUACUACACCUCGGAGAAUAAAAUGCAAAAUUCAACGCGUAUGGAGCAUCUACUGUGAGCUGUCAUAUUUCACUAUCCCAAACUGUCCCUUACCUGAGACACAGUUGGCUUAACAAGAGAAUGUUGUAUGUACUGAAAUAAAAAUGUUAAAAGGAUUUUUUUUUAUUGUUCUGUAUAGCUGUGUAAAAUAAUUCUAUAUUUCAUUUUCUGUGGUCACUUAAAAUAGUAACUAUUGUGGUUCACACAGUGUAAACAAACUAAAUUACCAAUAAAAUAUUUGUAAUUUUGAUUCGUUAAGAAAA
Dromaius novaehollandiae (emu) is the source of this 5228-nucleotide messenger RNA. It is a transcript of the gene EDNRB, whose product is annotated as endothelin receptor type B. The coding region runs from base 466 to 1782 and encodes 438 amino acids. Gene Ontology annotation, molecular function: endothelin receptor activity. The transcript has 8 exons. NCBI's taxonomy places the organism in Eukaryota, Metazoa, Chordata, Aves, Casuariiformes, Dromaiidae. The record is from RefSeq and is a predicted model, not a curated record. Gene Ontology annotation, biological process: enteric nervous system development; vasoconstriction; endothelin receptor signaling pathway. Gene Ontology annotation, cellular component: plasma membrane.